Messenger RNA from Perca fluviatilis (European perch), 8832 nucleotides. RefSeq names its product inositol 1,4,5-trisphosphate receptor, type 3 (gene itpr3). Gene Ontology annotation, cellular component: membrane; endoplasmic reticulum. Gene Ontology annotation, molecular function: inositol 1,4,5-trisphosphate-gated calcium channel activity; inositol 1,4,5 trisphosphate binding. NCBI's taxonomy places the organism in Eukaryota, Metazoa, Chordata, Actinopteri, Perciformes, Percidae. Gene Ontology annotation, biological process: calcium ion transmembrane transport. The record is from RefSeq and is a predicted model, not a curated record.
GAGAGGGAGAGAGGGAGGGAACAGAAGAGUUGAGAGUCCGCUUCGUGUGUCUGUGUUCCCGGUAAACUCCCGGUGAGACUCUGCGGAGGAUCGGUAACGUUAGCGCCGCUGUGGGACUCUGCGGGAACUUUCUGACCUUUUCUGCAAACCCGUUUUUGGAUCUUCUGCGCACUUGUUGAGAGGAGUUCCCCCUCGGCUGUCAUGCAUAACCCGGCAGUGACUGUGUGAAGGCGGACACCGACACGGUGACUACACGGCAGCUCCUUCAAGCAGCUCGUUCUCCUCCAGCAGCAGCUGUAGGCUACGAGAGAGAGAACUCACUCACGGGUUAGUCGGUUUGGGAACUAAGUUGAGUUGUUGUCUGUCUGUGCAGAGAGACAGACAGAUAGAGAGGCUCUCUCCGCUCCACCUCUCUACCUGGGCUGUCUGUUCUUCUCUCCCCGCCGUUGGAGGCUCCUAACCCGGCUGCAGGAUGUCGGACUCUGCGUCCAGUUUCCUCCACAUCGGGGAUAUCGUGUCUCUGUACGCGGAGGGCUCCGUCAACGGCUUCAUCAGCACCCUGGGGUUGGUGGAUGACCGCUGUGUGGUGGAACCGGCUGCUGGGGAUCUGGAGAAUCCUCCCAAAAAGUUCAGAGACUGCCUGUUCAAGGUGUGUCCCAUGAGUCGGUACUCGGCUCAGAAACAGUUCUGGAAAGCCAAACAAGCCAAACAUGAGAAAGACAAGAUCGCUGAUGUGGUGCUGCUGCAGAAACUACAGCAUGCGUCCAACCUGGAGCAGAAGCAGAACGAGACAGAAAACAAGAAGGUCCACGGAGACGUCGUCAAAUACGGGACCGUCCUGCAGCUGCUCCAUAUGAAGAGUAAUAAAUACCUGACGGUGAACAAGCGUCUGCCGGCGCUGCUGGAGAAGAACGCCAUGCGGGUCACGCUGGACGUCACGGGCAACGAAGGCUCCUGGCUCUUCAUCCAGCCCUUCUGGAAGCUACGCGCCAACGGAGACAACGUCGUCGUGGGAGACAAAGUGAUCCUGAACCCGGUGAACGCCGGGCAGCCGCUUCACGCCUCCAACUACGAACUGACCGACCAUCCGGGCUGCAAGGAGGUGAACUCUGUGAACUGCAACACCAGCUGGAAGAUCAACCUGUUCAUGAUGUACAGCGACCACCGAGAGGAGGUGCUCAAAGGAGGUGAGGUCGUGCGUUUGUUCCACGCCGAGCAGGAGAAGUUCCUGACGUGCGACGAGUAUAAGAGCAAACUGCACGUUUUCCUCCGGACCACGCUGAGGCAGUCGGCCACGUCUGCUACCAGCUCCAACGCUCUGUGGGAGGUCGAGGUUGUUCAUCAUGACCCGUGUCGUGGGGGGGCGGGACACUGGAACAGCCUCUACCGCUUCAAACACCUCGCCACCGGCAACUACCUGGCUGCUGAGGAGAACCCGGGCUAUAAAGGAGACGCAGCCGAGCCGGCCGCCUCGAUUGACGGUAGCCGUAGCAACAAGCGCUCCCACGGCGAGAGGAUCAAGUACAAGUUGGUGGCGGUGGCUCACGGGAACGACAUCUCCUCGCUGUUCGAGCUGGACCCGACCACGCUGCAGAAGACCGACUCCUUCGUCCCCCGGAACUCGUACGUCCGCCUGAGACACCUGUGUACCAACACCUGGAUCCAGAGCACCAACGUCCCCAUCGAUAUAGACGAGGAGAGACCCAUCAGACUCAUGCUGGGGACGUGUCCCACUAAAGAGGACAAGGAGGCGUUCGCCAUCGUCUCCGUCCCCGUCAUGGAGAUCAGAGAUCUGGACUUCGCCAACGACGCCAGCGCCAUGCUGAGCACCGUGGUGGAGCAGUUCAGCCAGGGCUUCAUCAGCCAGAACGACCGCAGGUUUGCCAUCAAGCUGCUGGAGGACGUGGUCUUCUUCGUGGCCGACGUCAUCAACAGUGGCCAGGCGGUCCUGGACGUUACCAUGACGAAGGCCAACCGAGAGAGACAGAAACUGAUGAGAGAGCAGAACAUCCUCAAACAGAUCUUUGGCAUCCUGAAGGCUCCCUUUAAGGACCGGGGGGGUGGUGAGGGUCCUCUGCUGCGUCUGGAGGAGCUGGCGGACCAGAAGAACUCUCCGUACCAGUACAUGUUCAGACUCUGCUACAGAGUCCUCCGGCACUCACAGGAGGACUACCGCAAGAACCAGGAGCACAUAGCGAAGCAGUUUGGCGUGAUGCAGAGCCAGAUCGGCUACGACAUCCUGGCCGAGGACACCAUCACCGCCCUGCUGCACAACAACCGAAAACUGCUGGAGAAACACAUCACCAAGAAGGAGGUGGAGACCUUCGUCAGCCUGGUCCGCAAGAACCGAGAGCCCAGGUUUCUGGACUACCUGUCGGACCUGUGUGUGUCCAACAACGUGGCCAUUCCCGUCACUCAGGAGCUCAUAUGUAAAUGUGUGCUGGACCCCAAAAACCAGGACAUCCUCAUCAAGACAGAACGUCGUGUCCCCAAAGAUGCCCCCCCCGGUGGCGUUCAGGGAGACUACAUCGGGAUGGACGACUACGGAGACGAUGACGAGGUGUGGCUGGUGUGGACAGAUAAGACCAACGAGAAACAGGAGAAAGGUAUCAGACAGCUGGCUCAGGAGGCCAGGCAGGGAAACGCUCACGAUGAGAACGUCCUCACAUACUACAGGUACCAGCUGAAGCUGUUUGCCCGGAUGUGUCUGGACCGCCAGUAUCUGGCCAUCGAUGAGAUCUCCAAGCAGCUGGACGUGGAGCUGAUCUUUCUGUGCAUGAUGGACGAGACGCUGCCCUUCGACCUGCGCGCCUCCUUCUGCCGCCUCAUGCUGCACGCGCACGUGGACCGCGACCCGCAGGAGCUGGUCACGCCCGUCAAGUACGCCCGGCUCUGGACCGAGAUCCCCACCGCCAUCUCCAUCAAAGAUUAUGACUCCAACAUGGACGACAGCCGAGACAACAAGAAGAACCGAUUCUCCAACACGAUGGCCUUCAUGGAGGAAUAUCUCAACAACGUGCUCAACGACGAGCUGCCGUUUCACAACGCAGAGAAAAACAAACUCACAUUCGAGGUGGUGAGUUUGGCGCGUCACCUGAUCUACUUUGGCUUCUACAGUUUCUUCGAGCUGCUCCGACUCACCAGAACUCUGCUGGGCAUCAUCGACUGUCGGCCCAACCCUGGAUACGCCGGGGUCUUGUUCCACGAGGACGGAUCAGGGAAGAACGUGAAGCGCUCCAUCCACGGGAUGGGACAGAUCAUGUCGACCAUGGUGCUCAACAGGAAACAGUCCAUCUUCGGAGGGGGCGGGGCCAGUGGGGGUGAGGCGGGGCUCGCUCUGGACGGGCCGAGAGGAAGUAAAGAUAGCAUCGACAAGGUGGACCUGACGGUGAUGGACACCAAGCUGAAGAUACUGGAGAUACUGCAGUUCAUCCUCAACGUGCGUCUGGACUACCGCAUCUCCUUCCUGCUCUCCGUCUUCAAGAAGGAGUUUGUGGACGUUUAUCCCAUGGGGGACGCAGACGCCACCACCAACAUGGAGCACGCAGCCGCCAUUAACCUGCAGCACAUCGGAGAGCAGGCCGAGGCCAUGUUCGGAGUCGGGAAGGGGAACAGUAUCCUGGAGAUGGAUGAUGAGGGAGGCAGGAUGUUCCUGAGGGUUCUGAUCCACCUCACCAUGCACGACUAUCCUCCGCUGGUCUCUGGAGCUCUGCAGCUGCUCUUCAGACACUUCAGCCAGAGACAAGAAGUACUGCACACCUUCAAACAGGUCCAGCUGCUGAUCUCGUCUCAGGACGUGGAGAACUACAAACUGAUCAAAGCCGACCUGGAUCGUCUCCGCACGCUGGUGGAGAAGUCUGAGCUGUGGGUGGAGAAGAAGAGCUCGGGGGGGGGAGACGGCAAGGAGAAAGGAGAGGGGGCAUCGGAGGACGCAACGCCCAAGAAGGACAAGGAGAAAGGCAACGAGAACUACCGGAAAGUCAAAGAGAUCCUGGAGAGGUUGAAUAAAAUGUGCAGCAGUGGAGUUUGGAAGAAGCAGCAGAGGUUGCUGAAGAACAUGGGUGCUCAUAAAGUCAUGCUGGACCUGCUGCAGGUGUCCUACGACCAGCAUGAUGUGAAGAUGCAGGAGAUCAUCCGGUACACUCACCUGUUCCUCCAGAAGUUCUGUACGGGGAACCAGGAGAACCAGACUCUGCUGCACAAGAACCUGACCCUGUUCCUCAACCCUGGGCUGCUGGAGGCCGAGACGGUGCAGCACAUCUUCUGUAACAACUACCAGCUGUGCAGCGAGAUCUCAGAGAGCGUGCUGCAGCACUUCAUCCACUGCCUGGCCACGCACGGGCGCCACGUCCAGUACCUCAACUUCCUGCACACCAUCAUCAAGGCCGAGGGCAAGUACGUCAAGAAGUGCCAGGACAUGAUCAUGACCGAGUUAACCAACGCUGGCGAGGACGUGGUCGUCUUUUACAACGACAAGACUUCCUUCAACGUGAUGCUGGAGCUGAUGGCGGAGAGCAGGGAGGGGGUCGGAGAGAGCAGCCCGCUCAGGUACCACAUCUCUCUGGUGGAGCUGCUGGCGGCCUGCGCUGAGGGGAAGAACGUUUACACCGAGAUCAAAUGUACCUCGCUGCUCCCGCUGGAGGACGUGGUCAGAGUGGUCACACACGAGGACUGCAUCACAGAGGUGAAGGUGGCCUAUGUGAACUUUGUGAACCACUGCUACGUGGACACCGAGGUGGAGAUGAAGGAGAUCUACACGUCCAAUCACAUCUGGAACCUGUUUGAGGACUUCACCGUGGACAUGGCCCGGGUGUGUAACAAGCGAGAGAAGCGUCUCUCCGAUCCCAUCCUGGAGAAAUACAUCAUCAACGUGGUGUUCGACACCAUCCACGCCUUCUUCAGCUCGCCGUUCUCUGAGAACAGCACGUCUCUGCAGACUCAUCACACCAUCAUGACCCAGCUGCUGCAGUCCUCUGUGCGUCUGCUGGACUGUCCCUGGCUGCAGCAGCAGCACCGGGGACAGGUGGAGACCUGCAUCAGGACCCUGGCCAUGACAGCUAAGAGCCGGUCCAUUGCUCUCCCUCUGGAGCUGGAGGCCCAGAUCAGCUCCGUGUUGGCCUCGUCCUCUCUCAACUCUCUGUCCCGGUCCAACCCGAACUACAAGUCCCUGUCCCGGUCCUCCAGGACCAUCGUCCCUAGCAACCCCUGGGACUACAAGAACAUCAUAGAGAAACUGCAGGACAUCAUCACCACCCUGGAGCAGCGUCUGAAGCCCCUGGUGAAUGCUGAGCUGUCUGUCCUGGUGGACGUCCUCCAUCAGCCUGAGCUGCUGUUCCUGGAGGGCUCGGACACGCGCCAGCGCUGUGAGUCUGGAGGCUUCAUCUCCAAGCUGAUCCAGCACACCAAAGCCCUGAUGUGUUCUGAGGAGAAGCUGUGUAUCAAAGUGCUGAAGACUCUGCAGGAGAUGCUGAUCAGGACUCUGGACUUUGAUGAAAAGGGCAUCUCUCUGAGGAAGGUUCUGCUCCAGAACUACCUGCUACCCAAGAAGAACACCAGCGACCUGGCCGAGCUCGGAGCUGCAGGCGCGGAGCAGGAGCGUGAUUGGGCGGCGGUGGCGGCGGUCCAGUGCCGUCUGGACCGGGAGGGAGGAACCAAACUGUUCACCGACCUGGUGAUGAGCAGCAAGAACGACAAGAUCUUCCAGGAGAGCAUCCAGCUGGCCAUCUGCCUGCUGGAGGGGGGCAACACCGAGAUACAGAACUCCUUCUAUAAACUGAUGAUGGGCGACAACAAGUCGGAGAAGUUCUUCAAGGUUCUUCACGACCGGAUGAAAGAGGCCCAGACGGACAUCAAAGCCACGGUGUCGGUCAACGUCGGCGAGAUGACCCACCGAGCCAGCGAGAAGGAGCUGGACCACGGCGGCUCUCCAGCGUUGGUACUUCCUGGUAGCGGGGGUCUCCCGGUGCUGGUGCCGGGCCCGUCCAUCGCCCCGGUGGCGGUCCAGUCGGCGCCGGCGGAGCAGCGGGAGGUGGAGGCUGAGAUGGGCCCAGCGGUGAUCAUCAUGAAGCCCAUCCUACGCUUCCUCCAGCUGCUCUGUGAGAACCACAACCAGGACCUGCAGAACUUCUUGCGCUGCCAGAACAACAAGACCAACUACAACUUGGUGUGUGAGACUCUCCAGUUCCUGGACAUCAUGUGUGGAAGCACCACGGGGGGCCUGGGCCUGCUGGGCCUCUACAUCAACGAAUCAAACGUCCACCUGAUCACACAGACCCUGGAGACGCUCACCGAGUACUGCCAGGGCCCCUGCCAGGAGAACCAGACGUGCAUCGUGACCCACGAGUCCAACGGCAUUGACAUCAUCACAGCUCUGAUCCUGAAUGAUAUCAGUCCUCUGUGCCGCUACCAGAUGGAGAUGGUGCUCCAGCUGAAGGACAACGCCUCCAAGCUGCUAUUGGCUCUGAUGGAGAGUCGCCAUGACAGCGAGAACGCCGAGAGGAUACUGUUCAACCUGCGACCCCGAGAGCUGGUGGAAGUGAUAAAGAAGGCCUACCAGCAGGAGAGUGAGUGUGAGGGCGUGGAGGUUUCUCCCCGGGAGGUGGGACACAACAUCUACAUCCUGGCUCAGCAGCUGGCCCGACACAACAAAGUCCUGCAGAACCUCCUGAAGCCUCAGAAGAACAGCAAAGAGGGGGAGGAGGGCAUCUCGUCCAUGUUGAACCUGAACAACCGCCCCCUGUCCCAGAUGUUGAAGUCCACAGCUCCAGCUGUUGUGGUGGAACAGGACCCUCUGGAGUACUACGAGCAGCUCACAUCACAGAUAGAGGUUCUACUCAUAUUACACUACAUAACUAAACAAUACAAGUACACAUCAAAUACAUCUUUUCCCAAUGAUGGUAUAAACCAGGGGUUUUCAACAGUACUGACCCUGAUUAAAAAGAGAUCCAGAUCCAGGCUACAGGUUAUUGCUCUCUGCAGCCCCCCAUCCAACACCUCUGAGCAUCAAAGCGCGACCUCAGCGUUCCCACUGACAGACGCGGCGUCAGCUGAUUUUGCCGGGGCUUCAGCCCCGAAGGUUUUGAGUGUAACCCCGAAUCGCAUGGAGCAGAUCGUGUUCCCGGUCCAUCCCAUCUGUGAGUUCCUGACGGAGGAGUCUAAGAUCCGAGUGUUCAACACCACGGAGCAGGACGAGCAGGGGUCAAAGGUCACGCACUUCUUCGAACAGACCUCCUUCCUGCACGGAGAGAUGGAGUGGCAGAAGAAGCUGAGGAGUAUGCCCGUGUUGUACUGGUUCUCCAGGAGAAUGUCUCUGUGGGGAACCAUCUCCUUCAACCUCGCCGUCUUCAUCAACCUCAUCAUCGCCUUCUUCUACCCGUACGCCUCGGGACAAGUGGGAGCGAUAGAUGACAACCUGUUGCUGAUGUUGUUCUGGAUCCUGACUGGUCUCUCGGUCCUCGGCCUGUUCUCUCAGCGCUACGGCCUGCAGCCUCUCACCAUCGCUCUCAUCCUGCGCUCCAUCUACCACCUGGGCAUCGGCAACACGCUCAUCCUGCUCGGAUCGCUCAACCUGAUCAAUAAGGUGGUGUUCGUGGUGAGCUUUGUGGGCAACAACGGGACGUUCAUUAUGGGAUACAAAGCCAUGGUGAUGGACGUGGAGUUCCUGUACCACCUGGCCUACGUCCUCACCUCCACGCUGGGACUGUUCGUGCACGAGCUCUUCUACAGCAUCCUGCUCUUUGACCUGAUCUACCGCGAGGAGACUCUGUUUAACGUGAUAAAGAGCGUGACUCGUAACGGGCGCUCCAUCCUGCUGACGGCGCUGCUGGCUCUCAUCCUGGUCUACCUGUUCUCCAUCGUGGGCUUCCUGUGCCUGAAGGAGGACUUCAUCAUGGAGGUCGACCCGCUGGCGCAGAUCGCCGCAGCCCCUCAGCAGACUGAAGCCUCGCAGGAUUUCCUCAAGUCGUGUUCUGCAGACGGAGUCAGCUGCACCGCCGAGACGGACGCCAUCGGCGCCGCCGAGGAUGAAGACGAGGAGGCGACUUCGGAGCGAGCGUGCGACACGCUGCUGAUGUGCAUCGUCACCGUGCUGAACCACGGCCUGAGGAAAGGGGGAGUCGGAGACGUUCUGCGCAAACCAUCCAAGAACGAGCCCUUGUUUGCGGCCCGCGUGGUGUACGACCUCCUGUUCUACUUCAUCGUCAUCAUCAUCGUUCUGAACUUGAUCUUCGGCGUCAUCAUCGACACGUUCGCUGACCUGAGGAGCGAGAAGCAGAAGAAGGAGGAGAUCCUGAAGACCACAUGCUUCAUCUGCGGUCUGGAGCGAGACAAGUUCGACAACAAGACGGUGUCCUUCGAGGAGCACAUCAAGCUGGAGCACAACAUCUGGAACUACCUGUCCUUCAUCGUCCUGGUGCGCGAGAAGAACAAGACGGACUACACGGGGCCGGAGAGCUACGUGGCGCACAUGAUCAAAAACAACAACCUGGACUGGUUCCCCCGGAUGCAGGCCAUGUCCCUGGUGGUGACGGACAGCGACGGAGAGCAGAACGAGAUGAGGAUGUUACAGGACAAGCUGGCCGCCACCAUGAAGGUCGUUCUGACCCUGACCACACAGCUGACCGAGCUCAAAGAGCAGAUGACCGAGCAGAGGAAGAGGAGACAGAGGAUGGGAUUUGUUGACGUCCAAUCAGGAGCCAGCCAAUCGCUGCCUCCGAGCGCCGCGGGAGGAAACCACCAGAUGUACAAAACAUAAAGACGCACUGCUGAAGACCAAACACACACACACACACACACACACACACACACACACACACACACACACACACACACACA